AUGUCCGUUCAGGAUCAGAUGCGAGAGAUGAGGAGGAUUUGUGAGUUCCUGGAUGUGAAGAGGACGGAUGACUUCCUGUCUAAAGUCUGCAACAAUACAACUAUAGCAGCCAUGAGGACUCUCAAGGAGGACGAUAGUGGAGCUAAAGUGUUUAGAAAAGGUAGAGUUGGUGACUGGAAGAACUGGUUCACUGUUGCCCAGAAUGAGUGGUUUGAUCAGGUCUACCAGGAAAGGAUGGCCGACUGCCCCCUUCAGUUUAAAUACACACUGGGAUUUACUAACACUGUACUUUAGUUCAACCUACGAUCAUAGCUUAUAGGAACACCUUCAGGACUGUGCACCUUAUAGGUCUGUGUCAGCAGUACCAUUAUACUGAUUCUACUAUUAGUCCAAUAAUAUGAGGCGGAAUGUGCGAUUUGAUCUUUGCAUCAUUGUGACACAAAAUAACAGAUGUGUCCGUGAUCUUUGCUUCACCAGCUUAAAUAUGUAGGAGAGCUUUUCAUUCACUUUUAACAAUAAUCCAUUUAUAUCGUGAUGGAAACAUCCUGGACAUCACUACUGUAUUACAUUUCAUUACUUUCUUAUCUUUGUAUGCAGAAUGAAUUGGUUUUAGCAAUGCUUGCAACAUCUUCGUCAAAUCCAUGUCGAUAUUUCAGACAAACCUCAAGCCUCAGCUGGGACAAACUGGAAAUAAAGGAUACUCUU
This is a messenger RNA of Haliotis rubra (blacklip abalone), 705 nucleotides long. RefSeq names its product sulfotransferase 1B1-like. Gene Ontology annotation, molecular function: sulfotransferase activity. The coding region runs from base 1 to 294 and encodes 97 amino acids. Gene Ontology annotation, biological process: sulfation. Gene Ontology annotation, cellular component: cytoplasm. NCBI's taxonomy places the organism in Eukaryota, Metazoa, Mollusca, Gastropoda, Lepetellida, Haliotidae. The transcript is spliced from 2 exons. The record is from RefSeq and is a predicted model, not a curated record.